AUGGCUACAUUGAUGAUGGAUGGGUGGGCAUUUAAAAAUGCUGAUAUGGUUAAAAUAAAAACCAAAAAAGAAAAGGAGAUGGCGACGAAGGAGAAGAAAGAGUCCUGGAAACCUCGAAAGGAAAGUGGAAAUGGGAAGGGGAAGAGAAAGAGGAGGGGAUCAGAAGAGGACGACAUCGUGAUGAUUGAUCCACUGGUGGUGAAGGGAAACGGGAAGGGGGAAGAGAAGAAGAAGAAGAAGAAGAUGGAGGAAGCUGUACAAAAAGAAGAAGAAGGGGUCGUUCCUGCACUGGAGAAAGAAGGGAACGACGUCGACAUUGAUAAAACCGCAGAUUGGUGCUUGGUUUGUAAAGACGGUGGAACGCUUCGAAUCUGCGAUUAUCCGAAAUGCGGUAAAGUUUACCAUUUCAGUUGCCUGAAGAAAUCCAUAUCCUUUAUGAGGAGUGAUGCCUACUGGCAAUGCCCCCGGCACACAUGCUAUCGUUGCCAAGGAACCGCAAUUGUCUCAUGCUAUUGCUGUCCAUCUGCAGCAUGCAGUAACUGCUUCCGUGAUGCAGAAUUUGUUUGUAUUGGCGAUGAAAAUGGAUUCUGCAAGAAGUGCAUGAAGUUUGUGCUACAUUUUGAAAAAAAAACCAGGCGAAAACCAAGUGAUGAAUCUACUUCAUAUGAAGAUUUCAUGGAAUACUAUGAAGCUGUAAAGAAAAAAUCUGGCUUCACUUUGAAUGAUAUCCAAGCUGCAUUUAAGGGGUUGAAAAGCAGAGGGAAGAGAAAGUCUUCAACCUUAUUUAAAGCAGAGGUAACUGAGAGACUUGGGGGCUUGCAAAAGAUGAGGUCGGAUUCCAGCAAAACUCCCUGGGAUGAGGAGAACCCUCUCAGCGACAUUAUUAUGGUUCCAUCCCUUGUUGCUGAGAAUGUUAAAAUAAUCUACCUGACUAGAAGUGUUAUUGAGAAGCUGCUAAGGCAACCUGAAUCAUUUGAGGACAAGGUCAAAGGUUCGUUUGUUGGGGUCGACUUCCCUCGAAAGGGAAACCCUAACAAGGUUGAUCGUCAGCUGUUGCAAGUGAUAGGUAUAGCAAAGACUUUAUCACAUGAUGGACAGAUGUCUAUCAAACUUCAAGCAAAGAAUAUGCCAAAUGGUAUAUCCAUUGACAUGGUUUCUAACCUUGAUUUCCGUGAGAAUUUGUGUAAAGAUCUGAGGCAGAAAGUUGAAGAUGGCCUCAUUGAAAUGCCUGCUAUCGAGGAACUUGAACGGAAGGCCGAAGUUUUGAGUGAAGAUAUAGUCGAUGACUUGAUAGCAAGGGACAUGAAGCGGUUGCAACAGGACAGUGAUACAGCUAAUGAAAAGGGUCUGAGACAGAAAUAUCCUUUUAUUGGUGUUGCUGAGUUUACUUGUUAA
This is a messenger RNA of Oldenlandia corymbosa var. corymbosa, 1395 nucleotides long. The record is from the annotation of a GenBank genome assembly. NCBI's taxonomy places the organism in Eukaryota, Viridiplantae, Streptophyta, Magnoliopsida, Gentianales, Rubiaceae.